AUGUCUCAAAAACGGAAGAUAAAUUUUGAACAUCCAAAAAAUAAAAGAAGAAUAUUAAAGGAAAUUAACAAAAAGCAACAUGUUUAUGGUCCAGCAAGUGCAGCACCUGAUAUGUCUCCUCAACAUUUAGAAAAAGCUAAAGAAUUUAUGAAAAAUUUUAAGGAUGUUACAUGUGAUAGGAAUGUUAUUGAAAGGGCUACCGUAUUGCAAAGGGACAGCAGUGAAUGGCUUGAGUUAAGAAAAAAUCUUGUUACAUCCUCAAAUUUCGGCCCUAUAUGUAAAAGAAAAGCUAAUACUGGCACUGCUUCACUUUUUAAAAAUAUAUUAUAUCCAAAGAAUUCGUUAAACGUUGCCUCCAUUUGCCACGGAAUCGAACAUGAAAGUCAAGCUCUACAACUGGAAAAACAAGAAAAUGUGAAAAUUAUGCAGCUCCGGACGGACUGGUAG
This is a messenger RNA of Parnassius apollo (apollo), 447 nucleotides long. Lineage: Eukaryota; Metazoa; Arthropoda; Insecta; Lepidoptera; Papilionidae. The record is from the annotation of a GenBank genome assembly.